AUGACAUUUAGUGAAGAUAAAAGACAAUUUAGAUAUGUCGACCCUCUAAAUGAAGAUUUUAAACAUUUAGAAUGUCCUUUGUGUAAAGAUCCAUUGGAAGAUCCAAUUGUUGAACCAAGUUGCAGAAAUAUGGUAUGUAGAAGCUGUUUUGAAACAUCUCCUGAAUUCAUCAAAAAUAGUGUUUGCCCUAUUUGUUCUAAAAAAUGUGAAACUAUUGAUCAAACAACAAUCCCUAUUUUCAUUACAAAGCUAUUAGAUAACUUAAGAGUUAAAUGUAAAGUAUGCAAUUCCGAACAAGAGAUCAGAAGAGCUGACUUUACUAAUCAUGCAGAGAACUUUUGCAAAACUCAGUGUAAAUUGGGAUGUGGGGAAUGUCUAACUAAACCACAAGUACAGUCACAUAAUCAAAUUUGUAAAAAAUUCCCUGUAGAGUGUUCCGCUAAAAAACUCAUGUGUAAAUGGACCGGAAUUAGAGAAGACUUGGAAGAGCAUGAAAAGAAAUGUAUUUACUUUGGAUUGGAAAAUGCACUCUCAUUUAUUUUAGAAAAAUUAAGUAUGUUAGAAGAAAAACAAAAUGUUACAAAUUCAAACUUAACAACCUUCAAAGAAAAAUUUGAUUCUAAAUUUCCAAAAUAA
Messenger RNA from Dictyostelium purpureum, 636 nucleotides. RefSeq lists its product as uncharacterized. The record is from RefSeq and is a predicted model, not a curated record. Lineage: Eukaryota; Evosea; Eumycetozoa; Dictyosteliales; Dictyosteliaceae. The coding region runs from base 1 to 636 and encodes 211 amino acids. The transcript has a single exon.